Molecule: messenger RNA, 2514 nt
Organism: Gavialis gangeticus (Gharial)
Lineage: Eukaryota; Metazoa; Chordata; Crocodylia; Gavialidae
Gene: GNAL
Product: G protein subunit alpha L
Exons: 12
Coding region: 488-1627 (379 amino acids)
Biological process (GO): adenylate cyclase-modulating G protein-coupled receptor signaling pathway
Cellular component (GO): heterotrimeric G-protein complex
Molecular function (GO): G protein-coupled receptor binding; GTPase activity; G-protein beta/gamma-subunit complex binding
Source: RefSeq, a predicted model, not a curated record
GACUGUUUCCUGGUCUCACAGAAAGAGGCAGUGCUGAGUUAGAAAGACAAAAAUAGCCCUUUACAGAGAAAUAUAGGGAUUGUGUGUGUGGUGGGGAGAGAGAGAGAGAGAGAGGAGAGGAGCAGCAACAGCAGCAGCAGGCUGGUUUCCAGGAGGAGCCCUUCUCUCUUCUCUCGUUGUGUGUUAGACAUUUUUAUACUGAUUUUUUUUUCUUCUCUCGGCAUAAAGGCGGUUGCCUCACCCAGCUGCUGCUAGCAUCUGUCUCUCUGGGGCAGAAAAAAAAACCCAAUCUGGGUUUGAUCGGAAAGCGACCAGAGACCAUUUUAUCUGAGCAGCCGGGGAGGGGGGGAGAAGAGAGGAGAGGAGAGAAAACGUCGCAGGGAUAUAAAUACCUAUUCUGGUGGACCCUUCCCCCCUUCCCCCUUCCCCCCUGUAAAUACAUUUCUAUACAAAGAGCACAAGCUGACAUCCAUCCUUAGCAGCAGCAAUGGGGUGUUUGGGCAACAGCAAAACAGAGGAUCAGCGCAUCGAUGAGAAAGCGCAGCGAGAAGCCAACAAAAAAAUAGAGAAGCAGUUGCAGAAAGAGCGACUGGCUUAUAAAGCCACACAUCGGCUGCUUCUGCUGGGGGCUGGUGAGUCAGGGAAAAGCACUAUCGUGAAACAGAUGAGGAUCCUGCAUGUCAAUGGAUUUAAUUCAGAAGAAAAGAAACAGAAAAUACUGGAUAUUCGGAAAAAUGUUAAAGAUGCUAUUGUGACUAUAGUUUCAGCUAUGAGCACUUUAAUACCCCCAGUUCCAUUGGCCAACCCAGAAAACCAAUUUCGAAUGGACUACAUCAAGAGUAUAGCUCCACUUUCUGACUUUGACUAUACACAGGAAUUCUUUGAACAUGCAAAAAAGCUCUGGGAUGAUGAAGGAGUAAAGGCAUGCUUCGAGAGGUCAAACGAAUACCAACUGAUUGACUGUGCACAGUACUUUCUAGAAAGAAUUGACAGUGUCAGUAUGGAAGACUACACACCCACAGAUCAGGACCUUUUAAGAUGCAGAGUUUUGACAUCAGGGAUUUUCGAAACAAGAUUUCAAGUAGAUAAAGUAAAUUUUCACAUGUUUGAUGUAGGUGGCCAGAGAGAUGAAAGAAGAAAAUGGAUUCAGUGUUUUAAUGAUGUCACAGCUAUCAUUUUUGUUGUGGCCUGUAGCAGCUACAACAUGGUAAUAAGGGAAGAUAAUAACACAAACAGACUACGGGAAUCUCUGGACCUCUUCAAAAGUAUCUGGAAUAAUAGGUGGCUACGGACCAUUUCUAUCAUUUUAUUCUUGAACAAACAGGACAUGUUGGCUGAAAAAGUCUUGGCAGGGAAAUCUAAAAUUGAAGAUUACUUUCCUGAAUAUGUGAAUUACACUGUUCCUGAGGAUGCAACACCAGAUGCAGGAGAAGAUCCCAAAGUCACAAGAGCCAAGUUCUUUAUCCGGGAUGAGUUUUUAAGGAUAAGCACGGCAACUGGAGACGGCAAGCAUUACUGCUACCCCCACUUCACGUGUGCAGUGGACACAGAAAACAUCCGCAGAGUGUUCAACGACUGUCGAGACAUCAUUCAGAGAAUGCAUCUUCGCCAGUAUGAACUCUUGUGAUUGGGAUCACCGUGGAGCCUGUGGUUUUAAAUUCUUUGCUCCUUAGUCUCUCUAUUACCCCACACAGGGUGGAAGAAUAUAUUAUAGAAAUGUCAGUCCCAUCAGUUUGUUUACCUUGAUUAUUUAACCCUUGAGCUGAUUGGAACCAAGUUUGGGUUUCUUUUCUUCCACGCUUUUUUGGGAUUAUUUGUGUGCUUUAUUUUGACGUGCCACUUCUUUAUCAUUCCACUAAGCCCUCUGGCUACCUCUCUUUCCUUAGGUUUUUUUUCCCCCUUAAUUGAACAUAACCUGCUAAAUUUUUCAAGCAGGUUAAUGUUACUUCAAACUGGUAUCUCUCAGCUGGAUGACACUAAAGUCAUAACUAUCCCUGUGUGCGGGUUCCUUUUUUUUAACAUGACAUUGAAGAGUACUUGAUAGGUGAAAAAAAAGAAUAAUGCACUUUGUAUCAGGUUAUUAAAUACUGUUGAGGAAGUAUACACACAAUGUAGCAGCACCACAAUAUUUAUUACUCUGUCACAGUUUUUAGCAUUACUGAGUUGCAGGUCAACUGAUAAAGUGACCUCCUCUUUUAAGCCGUUACUGGCAUAGGAAGUAGAGUAGACAAUGAGAGGAAUAGUGAAGAUAAGCAAUUUUUCUGGGGUUUUGGGGCUAAGUGUCUCUGCACACCUCAGGCAUUUGAAUUACAGCUACUUUUUCAGCCUAUUGCAUCUAGGCAGAAAAAUUACCACCCUCAGUUCAGUUAUUUGUGCUGUCCACAAAUGAUCCUCUUAGUUUAGAUCAUUCUUGGACAACAGUCCUCUCCCCUAUAUAUAUUUUUUGUUUUACUGCUGGUUUAUUAUAUUGUACAGACUGUAAAAUGUAAUAUUAUUUUGUACAACUUUAUUGAA